AUGAAUAUGGGUGGCGCACCAUCCAAAGGUGAUACUCUCAAGCAGUACAGCGUAGAUCUCACUGAACUAGCAAAAUCCGGAAAGUUGGAUCCUGUAUUAGGCCGUGAUGACGAGAUAAGGAGAACAAUUCAGAUUCUGUCACGCAGAACUAAAAGCAAUCCAGUUCUUCUCGGUAAUCCAGGUGUCGGUAAAACAGCGAUCCUUGAAGGUUUAGCACAACGUAUCGUUAACAAUGAGGUACCUGAAUCAUUACAAGGACGUAGAGUUCUCAGUUUAGAUCUUGCUGGCAUUAUUGCGGGUGCAUCAUUUAGGGGUUCAUUUGAGGAACGUUUCAAAGCUUUAUUAGCUGAUAUUGAAGCAGAGCAAGGAAAAAUCGUCGUUUUUAUCGACGAAUUACACACUCUACUCAAUCUAGGCAAAGCAGAAGGUAGUAUUGACGGUGGAAAUCUCAUUAAACCACAGUUAGCACGUGGUUUGCAACUUGUCGGUGCAACUACCCUAGAUGAAUACCGUAAAACGAUAGAGAAAGAUGGCGCACUCGCCAGAAGAUUCCAACCAGUACAAGUUGAAGAACCAAGUUUGGGCGCUACAAUCUCUAUCCUCAGGGGUCUAAAAUCGAGAUAUGAAACACACCAUGGUGUCAUUAUAGGAGAUGAUGCACUCGUGGCUGCUGCAAAACAUAGUGAUAGAUACAUAAGUGAUCGAUUCCUCCCUGAUAAGGCGAUAGAUCUCGUUGAUGAGGCUGCCUCUACUCUUCGUUUAGCUCAGGAGAGUAAGCCAGAAUCAUUAGCUAAACUUGAUAGGGAUAUACUGGAAAUUCAGAUCGAAUUGCAGUCAUUACAGAACGACGACAACGCAUUAUCAGUUGAACGUAAAGAAACUUUGGAGAAGCAACUCAAGGAAUACGAAGAGGAGUCAAGAAAUUUGACAAAGAUAUGGAAUGAUGAGAGAUCCAAAAUCUCCGAUGCUAAAGUAGCCAAAGAAGAGCUCGAAAGGGCAUUCAUCGAUCUUGAGAUUUCUCAGAGGCACGGUGAUCUUGAGCGAGCAUCGAGAUUACGUUACGAGUCCAUACCUCAAUUACAAAGAGACAUCGAGAUCGCAGAAAAGCAAGCCGAAGAAGGUACAACUAUGUUAUUGGUAAAGGAUAGAGUUGCCAGUGACGACAUCGCUAGAGUCAUUUCCCGUAUGACUGGUAUACCAAUAAGCAAUCUCCUUCAGGGCGAAAUUGAGAAACUACUUCACUUGGAAGAUAAAUUAGCUGAGAGAGUCGUCGGUCAAGAUCAUAUUAUUAAGGCAGUAGCUGAUGCUGUUAGACUCUCAAGAGCAGGUCUUCAGUCAAGCAGCAGACCAAUCGCUUCUUUCCUCUUUUUGGGACCAACUGGUACAGGCAAAACUGAAUUAUCGAAGGCCCUUUCAGGUGCAUUGUUCAACGACGAAAAGCGCUCAUUGAUUAAUAUCAAUAUGUCAGAAUACCAAGAAAAGCAUACAGUAUCUAGAUUAGUUGGUGCCCCUCCAGGAUAUGUAGGAUAUGAGGAAUCAGGUCAACUCACGGAAGCUGUAAGACGUAGACCAUAUUCUGUCGUCUUACUCGAUGAAUUUGAGAAGGCCCACCCGGAUGUCUCCAAUAUUAUGCUGCAAUUGCUCGACGAAGGUAGUCUGACUGAUAGCCAAGGUCGAAAGGUUGACUUUAGAAAUACAAUAAUUAUCGCAACAUCAAAUCUUGGUUCAGACAUACUCACAAGACCUGAAUCGACUGGUCCAGACGAGAAUGUCACAGAAGAGGCAGCUAAGGAGGUCAUUGAAAGGGUAGAGAAGGUCUACCCUCCAGAAUUACUCAACAGACUAGAUCAUAUAUUAGUCUUCAACAAGUUGAACCACAAAUCGAUUAAGGAUAUUGCCAAACUUCGCAUCCAAGAAGUUAACUCUAUGUUAGGGGAGAAGCACAUGUCGUUGGACGUUAGCGAAGAUGUCAUUAAUCAUCUUGCAGAAGUUGGAUAUUCAUCGACCUAUGGCGCUAGAGCUAUACAGAGGACUGUAAGAUCAACUAUAGCCAAUCCACUUGCAAAGAAGAUAAUUCAAGGAUCUAUUCGUGAUUCUGAAACUGCAAAGAUUGUCAUGCGUGAUGGACAGGUGGAAAUCAUUGAUAACCAUCUACCAAAGCCAUUAGAUGAGGCACUUCCGAAGCACGUUAAAGCUGAAGACGAAGAAUCUCUAAGAGCUGAUGAUCAUGAUGAUCCUGAUCAACACAAAUAUUAG
This is a messenger RNA of Wallemia mellicola CBS 633.66, 2256 nucleotides long. RefSeq names its product heat shock protein. Gene Ontology annotation, biological process: cellular response to heat. Gene Ontology annotation, molecular function: ATP binding; ATP hydrolysis activity. The record is from RefSeq and is a predicted model, not a curated record. Bases 1 to 2256 code for a protein of 751 amino acids. The transcript has 3 exons. Gene Ontology annotation, cellular component: cytoplasm; mitochondrial matrix. NCBI's taxonomy places the organism in Eukaryota, Fungi, Basidiomycota, Wallemiomycetes, Wallemiales, Wallemiaceae.